UUCCAUUAAGUUUUAAAGGUUUAUUCUGAAAACAUUUUAGACUUAUUUCAAAAUCUCUAAAAUACUUUUUUAUUUCCCUCAAUUUUUUUCAUUCAUUCCUCUUACCUUAUUUUGAACCCUAAUUUUCGAUACUCCACGGCCAAUGCAUCAGAACUCUCCACUACUGAAUUUGGCCUCACCACCGUCAUUUCUCACCCUAAUUCUUCCGCAACUAUACCGUAGGACACACUUCAAUCCCCUCAUAUUUUCGUUUUUUUCUUCUUGUUCCUCGAAUAUGUAUGAUGCGAAGAUCUCCACAGUUCAGAUGCACCUGGUGAGUUUAAUGCCUUGCACACUAUUUUCGUUUCUGUUGGAAUCGAUGAUAGGGAGAACGUUUUAGUGUCCCUCUUCGGCCUCGUUUGUGUGAUGCAGAUUUCUAGGGUUAAGGUUUAUUCUAUUCUCAUUCUCCCGCUUCCACAAUUAUUUUUGUAAUUAGUUUCACGGUAUGACUUUUCUGAAACGAAGCUCUCAAGUGCGAGUGGGAGUAAGAGGAGGGAAGGGAAAACUCUGGAGGUGUUAUGGUUUCGAAACAAUGGUGAGUGUAAAGAUGGAUGAUAAAAGAAAAUCAGAAAUUGAGGGUGAGUGGGGGUGGCUGGUGGGGCCUAAUGAUGUUGUGAUUUCUUAUCUUUUUGGUCGUCCAAUCCUUUCAAUUCAUGAAUUGGUUUGAAGGAGACUUUGUUGGAAGACUAUGAUCAGAGCAACAGACAAUGGUAGCGUCCUUGCUGGCACGCCUCUAACCACGCACUUGAUGGCCCACUGUGCCAUUUUUCCGGUGAGUUGCACCUUCAUGAGUUGGUGGUGCGCCGCCGAAUGAGGAGCUCCGGAAAGUGGGGUCUCGCGGUGGCCAUGGUGAAGGAGUUUGAGAAGCAGUGUGGGACCUCAAUUGCGAAGCUGAGACAGGUGGCUGAUGCCAUGGACAUUGAGAUGCACGCGGGUCUUGCUUCUGAAGGUGGCAGCAAGCUCAAGAUGUUGAUUACCUUCGUCGAUAAUCUCCCUUCUAGAGAUGAGAAAGGAUUCUUUUAUGCGUUAGACCUUGGUGGCACAAACUUCAGAACACUUCGUGUGCAAUUAGGUGGGAAAGAGAAAGGUGUUGUGAACCUAGAGUCUGAAGAAGUUUCCAUUCCUCCUCAUUUGAUGACUGGUUCCUCACAUGAACUGUUUGAUUUCAUCGCUGAUAAACUUGCAAAGUUUGUUAGUUCUGAGCCUGAAGAGUUUCACCCUGCCCCUGGUAAACAAAGGGAACUGGGUUUUACCUUCUCUUUUCCAGUGAGACAAACAUCAAAUUCAUCUGGGACUCUAAUAAAGUGGACCAAGGGUUUCAAUAUUGAGGAUGCGGUUGGAGAAGAUGUGGUGGGUGAAUUAAACAAAGCCUUCAAAAAAAUGGAAGUUUACUAAAUCUUAUUUAGCUAUUAUCUGGUACAAGUUUACUUUGACAUAUAUUGGUGACAAAGCAAUAUUCACAAGUCAUGCAGAAAUUUCAGUCUUGAUUUUUAUUGGCUGAGAUAGACUAUUGAUUAGGCAUUGAAAAUGUUGAAUGACGGUUACCAAAGUUUACUGCGACGCAAGCCAGGUUACUAAUUUGGUUCAUUUGACUUUAUUGGCCUUUCUUUAGUCAUUUUUGAAUGUAAGUAAUCAAUCUACAACACUUAUUCUACUCCU
This is a messenger RNA of Vigna unguiculata (cowpea), 1698 nucleotides long. RefSeq names its product hexokinase-1-like. Gene Ontology annotation, cellular component: mitochondrion; cytosol. Gene Ontology annotation, molecular function: fructokinase activity; ATP binding; glucokinase activity. The record is from RefSeq and is a predicted model, not a curated record. Gene Ontology annotation, biological process: carbohydrate phosphorylation; glycolytic process; glucose metabolic process. NCBI's taxonomy places the organism in Eukaryota, Viridiplantae, Streptophyta, Magnoliopsida, Fabales, Fabaceae.